AUGACACUCACCCCGUACUCACUCUCACUCUCAGAACAACUGCAAGACUCAUACUCGCAACUCUGGACAGCACUCCGCCACGAGUUCGAGAGAUUCAAGCCCACCAGCCCGAACGAAGAUGACACCCGAUUGCUGCUCGACCGGCUCAGAUCUAUCAGGAACUAUCUCGUCGGAAGCAAGGCACGCAAAUCAUUCACCACAACAGACCCAGCGAUCUCCAGAGAAUUGAACCUGUUGGCCUCAGUUUUGGAAUGGGACUGUCUGGAUUCGAGUAUCAUCAAGCUGAAAGUUGAGGCUGCUGCAAUCGUCGGGCUUUUAUCAAUCCCGGAAGAUCAGGCAGUUCUCGUCUUGCUCCAGGCUGGACUACCAUCAGUAAUCAUCGGUUCGAUCACCCGUCUGUUGACACAGAUACCAAUCCACUCGCUCCUCUCCUCGCAAGGCCCGCCGAGACUGGGCGAACAGCAUCUCCUUCAGACCUUACUGCGUACUCUAUCCUCACUCUACAGCAUCAUUCAGGACGUAUCCAGUCCCAGGAAAUGGGGUUUCAUGACCAAAUCGCCAGAACGGGUCCAUCUGCCCCGGGAUCGACGAUCAUAUCCCGCAUCCGUCCGCCAGAACCCUUUUGAUCACCAAGAUGGAAAUAAGCCAGCAAAAAUCGACUUGAAGGGCAAAGCUAAAGCUCCUACGGGUUCCGAGGGCAACGCGCAUCUCAAAUCGUCGACUAUCCAAGUGGACGAGCCUGCCACGUUUGAUUUCUGGCCGACAUCCAAGCCAAACAAGCUGAAAGAAGCGUGCGAAGACGCCAAGACACUCUUGUCGAAUUACAUCGCCCACGGGAACAUCCUAAUCCCGUUUGUGUUGACGAUCAGUCAGCGUUCUCUGCCCGACGGCUCGCCCAUCACCCUGUCCUCGGUCUCGCUCGCCGCGCUGGUCGUGCCCUGUUUCCAGCUGAUCUGGCUGCUGUGCAAGGAUACCCGCCGGCAGAUCUGGCUGGUCAGGAAGCUCAUCCAAGCAGAAGACCCCCAAGGACACGAAGACAGCUGCUUGCGAGCGCUGUCGAACUGCUUGAAGGCCUGGUUAUACUCUCACCACGAUCUGGCAACCGAAUUUGCCAUCCGGACUAUCGGCGCCCUCCUCUCGAUCCAUGAACCUCCACAUUACUCGCAAGAUUAUGAGCUCCUCGAGUAUCUCGACCAGCUCGUCUGGACUCAAUCGGCCACCUCAUCAGCUCUGUCGGCUUAUACGCACCCCGACAGCCCCGCUCUGUCACACUUGCAGGAGUGUGGUGUGGGUUGGAUUCUAACCUGUAGAUCCGAAAGAGGCAGUCCGAUCCUGCGUUCCGCUCUGGCUACUAGUAUCGUUAGUUUGGUGAAGCACUUUCCUGACAUUCGGCUGAGGAUCCUGCUCUUGCAAAUCCACCAUACGAUCGAACUGAUCGACAACGCCUCGCACUCGAUUGACGUCAGGUCUGAAGCUGCCUAUGCCCUUGCUCAUACUCUGACUAUCUCAGAAAGCUUACAUUACGAAGCCUAUGAAGCUAAUGCGAUCCCUGUCUUGAAAAAAUUGAUCGACAAAGCUUCCAUCGAUCCUCUCCCAUACCCCACACCUGCAUUUGUCACUCAAAGUGCGAUGCUAAGAGAGAGUGCGUAUCUUGCGCUGGCCUCAUUAAUGUCUACCUUGGAUGCCCCAAGGAAGCAGGUGAUCGCGACGAAUCUGUUACCAGGCAUUGUGCAGUCGCUAUCGGACCCAUCAAUCCUAGUCCGAUCGGCAUCAUGCCAAUGUUGCCGCGCGUUAUCACGAGCAAUGAGUAUAGUGCGGACCAACCUUACCGACGAAGGCGCGGGCUCGCGUCUCUUCGAUCUGGCUUUCGGACUCGAAACCCGCAGGGAUCAUUCGGCCCUCGACGCCCUCCUCGAAGAUGAUGACGACGACGAUCUGGAUGAAGACGCAGUGGAGAUUCAGCUGAAAAUCAUCGCCAUGGGCGCGCUCUGUAACCUCGUCCUCGAAUUUUCGCCCAUGAAAAACGAAGUCUUGAACCGAAAUGGGAUCGAGAAAUUCAUCAAGUUAUUAAAGUCAUCCAAGUACAAAUCGUUGAGAGAAGCCGCUUUGUGGGGUUUGAAGAACAUAAUUUUCUCUUCAAGCUACCAACUAAAGCUGAGAGUGAUAAUGUGCCUGGGAUGGGAUGAGAUUUUCAAGUGCUUGAAUGAUAAGAAUCUGUCGAUCCAAGAAAAUAUGAUUUCGUUUUUACGCAAUCUGGCCUGCGGGGAAAUCUCGGAUAUCGAGAUCAUUUUCAAGCAAUUAACGAACACCAACAUAGAAAAUACGCACCCUCCGCUGACCGAAGUACUCGAGGAAAAGCUAACUUGGUCGUCUUCGACAUCGGGGCCCAUGAACACCAGCACCACUGAUACCGGUGCUCCUCCUAUGCAAAGCCGACAAAUCAGUGUGAUCAACGAUUCCUCCAAGGAACAGAUCCUCAUCCAGACUAUCUACACCUUCUCUAACAUCGCCACCGGCAAUCUCACCCACAAGACCUUCAUCUUGGAGAGGCCUCUGGUCAUGAAAGCCGUUCUUGAAGCUUUGUCGCAUCCCAAUCCUGAUGUCCAAAGCGCUGCUAUCUGGUGUAUAAUCAACUUAACUUAUUUCGACGAGGACACCAAACCCAAAGUGAUCAUGGACACGAUCGGGAUCAUAGAAGAGCUCGGGAUCCCGGAGAAGCUGCACGAGAUCCUGCGAGACUUCAAGAGUUCUGACGACCAUCAUAGCAAGAGCUAUAACAACAGCGGUAGCAAGAAGGGUGAUCAGGAGGCCGCGGCGGACGGGGCGCAGUACGGCCAGGCCUCCUAUCAGCGCCACCAGGACUCGGCGGCGAAGAAGUUUCAGGUCAAGGACCGCGCCGAGUGUGCGCUCGUCCAGAUCAUGCGCACCAAGGAUAAGCUGCACUGUUAA
Molecule: messenger RNA, 2949 nt
Organism: Puccinia triticina
Lineage: Eukaryota; Fungi; Basidiomycota; Pucciniomycetes; Pucciniales; Pucciniaceae
Exons: 10
Coding region: 1-2949 (982 amino acids)
Biological process (GO): proteasome-mediated ubiquitin-dependent protein catabolic process
Cellular component (GO): GID complex
Molecular function (GO): protein binding
Source: RefSeq, a predicted model, not a curated record